Messenger RNA from Biomphalaria glabrata, 2025 nucleotides. RefSeq names its product gamma-aminobutyric acid receptor subunit alpha-2-like. The coding region runs from base 292 to 1665 and encodes 457 amino acids. The transcript is spliced from 11 exons. Gene Ontology annotation, molecular function: extracellular ligand-gated monoatomic ion channel activity; neurotransmitter receptor activity; GABA-A receptor activity. Gene Ontology annotation, biological process: nervous system process; monoatomic ion transmembrane transport; chemical synaptic transmission. The record is from RefSeq and is a predicted model, not a curated record. Gene Ontology annotation, cellular component: neuron projection; synapse; membrane. NCBI's taxonomy places the organism in Eukaryota, Metazoa, Mollusca, Gastropoda, Planorbidae.
CGGCCACUAGCACCAGAGUUAGCAGACUUGAAUCUCUUAUAAGUUUCGAUUCCCGCCCCCUACAGCAGACGAUGCGAGUCUGUUACUGAUUCUAGCAAAGGAGAGCGCUCGUGUGCAUUUCUAUUUUAAGCCACGUUGAAUUUCUGAAUGAUUUUAGAAGUUUGUUUACAUUUUCGUUUGAAUGCUAAUCUUUUAAGCACAAAUAGAUUCCAUGGAUAUAUGAGGAUUGCUUUAUAAUUUAGCUUUUCAGGCAGUGCAAGGGAGUGUCUUAUAAUAAAUAAAGCCGACAUUAUGUACAAAGUGACGCCUAUGAAUGUAAUGUUGGCCUGGCUAAGUGCUCUCUUUAUCUCACCAAUCUGCGUGGGGUAUGAAGUCCAACGAACUAAAGCAGUGUCCGAAGUGCUUGACCACCUCCUGGACGGCUACAGGAAAGAAGUUAGACCAGGCAUUGGAGGUGAAAGAGUCGUGAUCGAUACUGAUAUCCUCAUUAAAAGUAUGGGACCCAUCAAAGAAACAGACAUGUCGUACAGCAUGCAGGUGUACUUUAGACAGCGCUGGAAAGAUGACCGUCUGUCCUUCUACCUCCCCAACAUCACCAGCUUCACCCUCAGCAACAAGUUCAUCAACAACAUCUGGAAACCCAACAGCUACUUCAUCAACGGCCGUAGGAGCAAGCAGCACAACCUGACGGUGCCCAACGCCUUCAUCCGGCUCCGCUACGACGGCAGCAUCUACAUGUCCGUCAGGCUGACUGUAAAUGCUCGCUGCCCAAUGGUCCUGUCCCGUUAUCCGAUGGACAGGGUGGUCUGUCCACUGUAUAUUGGCAGCUUUGGUUACACCACACGCGACCUGGUCUACAGGUGGGAGAACCAGGUGGACAUUGACCCAGGUGUCACACUGUCUCAGUUUGAACUGGGGCGUAUAGAACAACAAAACAUUACCAGAAAGGGGCGUUACGGAGAUUUGUCCAUAUUACAAGUGUAUAUCCACAUGAGUAGAGCGGUUGGAUUUUUUAUCAUUCAGACUUACGUCCCUUGUUAUUUGAUCGUCUGCUUGUCGUGGGUCUCGUUCUGGAUCAACAGAGAUGGCGCUCAGGCACGAGUUGUCUUAGGUGUCACCACGAUUCUCACCACGUCUGCCAUCGGCAUUACGGUGAGGGAGGGACUGCCCAGGGUGCCGUACCCCACAGCCCUGGACGUGUUUCUGAUCAUGUGUAUCGUGUACCAGAUGGCCGCCUUCAUCGAGUACGCCGCUGUCAAUUACUUCACCAAGCUGAUGCCCCUGGAAGGGGGCGCCGACGACGAUGACGAUGAGGCCGACAACUUGAUAAAGCCAGGCAGUAAGCGGAAACUGGUCAGCGUGGAUGAAGAAAAACCGGAACAAGAGAGUCAGACCUUGAUUCACUCUUACGCCAGGAGGUUGGAGGAGAAAUACGCCCAGAAAUGGGCCGCGAAGAUUCAAAACUGCAGCGAUUUCCUGUACACUUUCUUGCAAUGCAUUGUGGGAAGUGCUGACUACAGACAACAGCGAACGGAGUUGGCCGACCCCGAAGCAGGCAACAGCGUGAGCGCGAUAGACAUGGUGUCCCGCGUGGUGUUUCCUGUGACCUUUGGCCUUGUGAACCUGUGCUACUGGCUGAUUUACUUUCACUUGGACAUGAGCUGAGUUCCCUGAAAUGACCAGUGCGAUGGAAGCUGAGUUCCCUGAAAUGACCAGUGCGAUGGAAGCCGAGUUUUCUGAAAGAAGGAUUUAAGAAGAAAAAAAAAAGGAUCACCGAAAAGUUAUGAUUUUGAAUAAGUAUUUCUAAAAAUAGAAAAAUGUUGUUUUCUUAAAAUUUUGGACAAUGUCUUUUUAGUUUUAAAUCUUGUACAUAUAUAUGUAUGUGUUUGCGCGUUGGAGAGAGAUAAAGAGAGAAAGAUUGAAAGAGAGAGAAAGAGAGAGAGAAAGCAAUAGAGAAAGAGAGAGAAAAAGAAGAGAGAGAGAUGAAGAUAAAGAGAUAGACAGAAUAAGACAGAAAGAAAUGGG